GGAGGAGGAACGAACGCGUGUUUUCACUGGAAGAGGAACCAUUUGCAUAAUCAUCUGAAAUGGCUCGUGACAGGACCCAGGUAUGGAUCUGGCUGGCGAUACUCGGUGUGUUCAUUCAGUCCUCUCAGUGCCUGGGUUGGGGGUCUUCCUCUUGCUCUCUCAAGCAAGAUGACCUCAGGAAGCUGGAGGCACUCUGCAGCAAGACGGCCGAAGUGGUGAACGCCUCAGUGGCUAAUCUUGAGCAGAAACUCGAGCGCGUUCUCACGUUCGUCGAGGAAAUGAAGAAGCACGAGACCGCCUGGAUCGAGGAAACCAGUACAUCGAAUGGUUCAAAAGGGACAGUCGAGAGGGACGUUUCAACACAGGAAGCCGUCCUUGUGCCCUCGGUGCUGACGAAUACACCGACGCAAGUGGAAUCUGCUGACGUCCAGGGGCAGGAGAGUCAGAACACCAGCUACAGGAACAUCCAGACCCCUCGCUUUGAGGACGACGACGAAGACGAUGAAGAAGAUAGGGAUAAUGUUGACGAGGAAGACGAAGAAGAUCAGGAGGUUAAGAAAGGAGAAUGCGAAGCUCAGGUCAUCGACAACCACGAAACUAUCGGCAUGUUCUAUAUGACUUCCUUCCGCCACGGACACUGCGCCAACAGGCACCCGAUAACUGCCCCUAUCCGCCACUGCCUCGGUUACUGCGCUACCAGGACCUAUAUUGAACGGGAAGCAGGAAUCUGGAGCCAAGGCAACCGCUGCAGCAGCUGUCAGGUGGACAAGCUGGAGACCCUCAAAAUCCCUCUUGCUUGUGACGACGGCUUCACCUUCGAGAAAACCUUCGAAAACGUCGUCAGUUGUCGUUGCCAGGCUUGCAAACCCGUCAAGGAGUAGAAGGAGGUUGUCUGUUUAUUUACGUGGACGAAAUUCUUCUCAUUUCGGUGAUACGUG
Penaeus indicus is the source of this 938-nucleotide messenger RNA. RefSeq lists its product as uncharacterized. Bases 60 to 881 code for a protein of 273 amino acids. The transcript has 6 exons. NCBI's taxonomy places the organism in Eukaryota, Metazoa, Arthropoda, Malacostraca, Decapoda, Penaeidae. The record is from RefSeq and is a predicted model, not a curated record.